AUGGAUCUCGACGCUGGAGAUUCCCCGUGGGGCGAUGAGCCCUCGCGUUCGGUGACUACCAGCGCCGCACCGGAGCAGGAUUCCCAGGAUAACGCUCCCGCCCAUCCCGCACCAUCAGCCGGGAGCGCCGAAGUCCGGACACCUGGAAGACGAGUACCACGAGGAACGCGGAAGAUCAGCGCACAUGCGACACGAUUGGAAGCCGUCGACAACACCGUUGAUCCUCUCGGUCCUCUCGGAGAAUCCACCCCUGAUAUAGUUGCGACUCCCACCGAGGAAGCCCCGGCUCCCCCACAGAAAGAAUCGCUUGCUGCUCGAGGCCCUCAACCGGCCUCAACUUUUGCCCAGAUCCCCGGCGCGACUGGCCUUGCUGACUCGGUGCACCUUGAAGAAGAUGGCGCCGGUUUCCGAGGGCCGCCGCCUGUACAGCCUCCUGCUGAUGUUGACGGGCCUAAGCGGCAGACGCAUCCAAGCAUGAGCAUUGAGCAAGCUGCGAAGCCCACAUUUGAUAUCAGCGUUGGAGAUCCACACAAAGUGGGAGACCUGACGAGCAGUCACAUUGUCUACCAAGUUCGGACAAAGACCACAUCAAAGGGAUACCGUCAACCAGAGUUCGCGGUCAGCCGCCGGUACCGUGACUUCCUUUGGCUAUACAACUCUCUGCACAACAGCAAUCCGGGUGUGGUUGUUGCUCCUCCGCCCGAAAAACAAGCUGUAGGCCGCUUUGAUACAAAUUUUGUCGAGUCACGAAGAGCAGCACUUGAACGUAUGUUGAACAAGAUCGCAGCUCACCCGAUUCUCCAGCAUGACGGUGACUUGAAGAUCUUCCUUGAAAGUGAAGCCUUUAAUGUGGAUAUUAAGAAUAAGGAGAACCGGGAGCCUGAUCUUGGUCAAAGCAAGGGUAUGUUUAGUGGCUUUGGUAUCUCGGUUGGUGGAGGCGGCAAGUUUGUAGAGCAUGACGACUGGUUCCAUGACCGCAAGGUCUAUUUGGACGCGCUGGAGAACCAGCUCAAGGCACUCUUGAAAUCUAUGGACACGGUGGUUGCGCAACGCAAGGGUCUCUCCGAGGCCGCAGGCGAUUUCUCAAGCUCCCUGCACGCCUUGGCUGCUGUUGAGCUUUCCCCCGCAUUGGCAUCUCCACUGGACGGUCUAUCCGAACUCCAAUUCCGCAUUAAAGAACUCUACGAACGUCAAGCUCAGCAGGACGUGUUGACUCUGGGCAUUACAAUUGAUGAGUACAUUCGUUUGAUUGGUAGUGUGAAGAAUGCAUUCUCCCAGCGACAAAAGGCCUUCCAUAGCUGGCACGCCGCAGAGUCGGAUCUACAGAAACGCAAAAACACCCAGGAAAAGCUCCUCCGCCAGGGCAAGUCUCAGCAAGAUCGAUUGAACCAGGCCAACGCCGAUGUUGCCGAUGCGGAGCGCAAGGUACACCAAACUCGUCUUUUGUUCGAAGAUAUGGGCCGCUUGAUGCGGAAUGAAUUGCAAAGAUUUGAGAAGGAGAAGGUGGAGGACUUCAAGUCUGGCGUGGAGACUUUUUUGGAGAGUGCCGUUGAGGCUCAAAAGGAGUUGAUUGAGCUCUGGGAAACUUUCCUCCUCCGUCUCGACGCCGGGGAGGACGGUCUACCUUAUUAUGUGCCCGAGUCGGAGGCCGGCCAGGCACCCGUGUCCGAGUCAACGACAUCAGCCGCGGAACCUACAGCCGCCACCGAGGAUGAAGAUGAAGCCUGA
Molecule: messenger RNA, 1728 nt
Organism: Penicillium subrubescens
Lineage: Eukaryota; Fungi; Ascomycota; Eurotiomycetes; Eurotiales; Aspergillaceae
Product: sorting nexin 1
Exons: 6
Coding region: 1-1728 (575 amino acids)
Biological process (GO): protein retention in Golgi apparatus; retrograde transport, endosome to Golgi
Cellular component (GO): endosome
Molecular function (GO): phosphatidylinositol binding
Source: RefSeq, a predicted model, not a curated record